AUGCUGCGAGGGCUACAGCGGAGGAAGCUGAGCUUCAAGCGGCGGCGGCGCAUCAGGUACCCCCGCGAGCCAUGGGUGUCCCAGGGCCUCGCCGACGCCGUCGACUCGCUGGAGCAAUCCUACUCGCCAAACCGGGUGAAUCCCUCCGUGUACGCCUCCCUCCUCCGGCGCUGCGCCCGCGAGCACGCAUUCUCCUACGGCGUUCGCAUCCACCGCCACAUGGACGCCACCAAGUACCUGGACGACACAUCCAUGGCCAAUCUCUUGAUCCGGAUGUACUCCCGGUGCGGCAAUCUGGAAUGGGGCAGCCAGGUUUUCGAGACCAUGGACAAGAGGACCGUCCAGUCCUGGAACGCCUUCCUGGGGAUGCUCGCGCGCAACGAUGGGUCCGGCAAGAUGGUCUACCGGAACUUCCGGCGGAUGCUCCUCCAGAGGGCCGUUCCGGACGCCGUCUCCUUCGCGCUCGCCAUCCGGGCGUGCGGCCAGCUGCGCGAUCUCUCCUCCGGCACCGAGUUCCACAACUUGCUCAUCGAUCGGCGCGUCCGGCAGGAUCACAAGCUCCAGAGUGCGAUCAUCUACAUGUAUGGCAAGUGUGGCCGGCUCGACACCGCCAUCCAGGUGUUUGGCGACGUGAGGUUCAAGGAGACGCCGGUGUGGAACGCGGUGAUCGCGGCCUUGUGGCGGUGGAAGCAGCACGAUCGCGCGCUGGAGUUCUACUGGGCGAUGGCGGUGGAGGGGAAGAGGCCGGAUAGCACCACCUACGCGGCUGUGCUAGAGAUUUGCGUGGCGGCGGGGAGAUUGGAGCUGGGGAGCAGGGUGGUGGAGAGGAUCGCGAGCGAGGGACUGGACCGGAUCUGCGGCAGUGAUCUCCAGCUCGCGCUGGUGAAGAUCUACGCACAGUGCCGGCGGUUUGAUCGAGUGAAAGCCGCCGCGGCCAGGAUGUCAGGAGCGUGCUGGAACUACUGCUUUGAGGUGUGUGCUCGCGGUGGAUUCUCUGUGGACGCACUGGAGCUCUACACUGUGAUGCGAGCUCGAGCAACUUCUCCAGAUCCGGAGAGUUUUGUGCUCGUGCUUGGAUCGUGCCGCCACCCCGAGCAUCUCUCGCAAGGCAAGGCGAUCCACGCGCGAGCGGUGGCCACGACUGUGAAGCACAGCGCUCGGCUCGUCGCCGCUCUCAUCAGGAUGUACUCCGAGUGUGGCAGCCUCGAGAAUGCCAGGCUCUUGUUCAAGAGGAGCUCUUCCGGAAAGGAGAUACUGGUGUGGAACGCCAUGCUCGAGGCUUACGUCCGGCAUGGGGAGUUUGGAGAGUGUCUAGCUCUCUUCGACGCGAUGAAGAGCGCGAGCAUGGAUCCAAACGAGCAGACCCUGAGCAGCGUCUUCGCUGCCUGCUGCGACGAGAAGAACUUUGCUCGUGGCAAGGAACUGGCCUCCUCUCUCGCAAAAACCUCCGCGUUUACCUCCAACACGCUCAGGGACGUCCUCAACAUGUAUGCUCUUUGUGGCGACUGGAAGAAUGCCAAGCUCGCGUUUGAUGCGCUCGCGAUCAAGGAGGGGUUCGUGUGGGCAACUCUAGCGUCGGCUUAUCUCGCUGGUGGCCGCGAAGAUCAACUUCCCGAGCUCUUCCAGGCAAUGGAGCUCGAAGGCUUGGAAACACUGUGGUCUUAAGUCUUUCACGAGCAUAAUGCGCUACGUGACGAACUUCUAGCUUCCAUUCAUUCAUGGAUCUAUACGUCGCUUCUACUUAAGCAGAAGGACGGUGUGUAAGGAAAGAAUGGAACACUGCAUGGGCUGAAAUGAGAGAACGACCAUGGACGAGACCACUCUUUUGUGGAAAGGUCGUAAGCGUAGCCAUUCUCUGCCGUGGACAAGGAGUCCGAAGGCGGUCGAAUUCUAUCCAUGUCUUGCUCUCCGCGUCCAAGGCGUGUAAGAAGAUCGUCUCGUUCGCGCUGCCUGGGCGUACCUCACCGAAGCUUGCCAACAUGCAUCGCUCUCCUGCGAAGAAGAAAACUAUGAAGAAGAGGAGAGGACGCCACUUUCUUACCCCAGAAGAACAGCUUUGGAUUCCUGUCAGCUUGACCCGGACUUAAGAAGCUCCUCUUUGGCAGAUCCUUCCAGGUUGCAACAAUGGUGCUCUCGCACUUCCCGCAGAGAUCACUAUCCAGUCGAAAGGGUCUCAGCCUGGCCGUGGCGUCCGGGUUCCCUGGAAAAGUGAGAAAGUAGAGGAUCGAACCGUGUAACGCUGCACUACCCGGCGCGCAAAACUCGCCUGGAAAAAAAAAAACUUUGGUCUGAGGAGAAGUACUGUCGAUCAUACCUGGCUCAAGAACAAGCUCAGCGUUGGUGCUCCAUCUCCGCUGCCUCGAGUCGUAGACCUGGACAAUGUCCCUUCGUCGAACGUAGCGUGGAACGCAUUCCACCAAGUUGACGACGAGGAAAUCUCCAUCCUGCCCGAGAGCCUCCAUCCCCCUCCACACCGACAUCCUCUCCAUCCUCAACUCCACGAUCCUGGGAACUCUCGGCAGCUCCUUCCAGUAGCCGGUGAGCGGGUUGAGCACCACAGCAUCGUCCUUGUAGGGAAAAUCGCCCCCGGCGACGACGAAGUAAAACAACCCACCAGCAGCAGCGCAGAGGCGGCAAAUGCCGAGCCCGGGCAUUUGCGGCAAGCUACGCCAGUGGCGGCCAAAAAGCUCCCAGUCGCGAGGGUUGGCGAUCUUGACGGCACCCUCAGCGCAUGAGACGUACCAGGGGCCGUGCCUGACCUUUCGGAUCCGCCCGAUGGCCGCGUGCCAUGCCUUGGAGACUGACCGGAAGCGGCAUAGCGCCGGGAGUGGCAGCCAGCCGAGGAUCAUGGCGAGGAUGUCACUGGAGAGAGCACCCCACACUGCUGGAUCAAGUAGCACUGGAUCAUCACUGCCAUCCUCCUCGUCAAUCGAGCCAUUCAUAAAAAAUCUUGAUCGAUUU
Selaginella moellendorffii is the source of this 2961-nucleotide messenger RNA. Its product is annotated as pentatricopeptide repeat-containing protein At1g71460, chloroplastic. The record is from RefSeq and is a predicted model, not a curated record. The transcript is spliced from 2 exons. Gene Ontology annotation, biological process: RNA modification. NCBI's taxonomy places the organism in Eukaryota, Viridiplantae, Streptophyta, Lycopodiopsida, Selaginellales, Selaginellaceae. Gene Ontology annotation, molecular function: RNA binding; protein binding. The coding region runs from base 1 to 1665 and encodes 554 amino acids.